Cantharellus anzutake is the source of this 1119-nucleotide messenger RNA. RefSeq lists its product as uncharacterized. Lineage: Eukaryota; Fungi; Basidiomycota; Agaricomycetes; Cantharellales; Hydnaceae. The transcript has 9 exons. The coding region runs from base 1 to 1119 and encodes 372 amino acids. The record is from RefSeq and is a predicted model, not a curated record.
AUGGCUGGAUGGGGAAUCCAAAUAUCAAUGUGCAAGGUGAUGGGUGCAAACGGGACGUUAUCUGUAAUCCAACAGGAUGAGAAAGUGGCACGCCACGCUGUAGGGAUGGGAUCGAUAGCGGAUAAAUAUUUGUGUGGCGGAGUGAGACGACACCCGGGAGCCUACAAAAAAUCAGAGCCGCAAGCCAUGAAAAACAGUGUCGAAGAACGAGACCUCCGAGGUCAUGCCUCCACAUUCAAUUGCACUGAGGUUCCCGACCGCGGCUGUAAGAAUCAGGAAGAAAUAACGAGAUGGCAGCACGCAGAAGUCAAACGCUCAAAGAGCCUCGAGCCUGGCAGGCAUUGGCCAGUAGGAUGGAAUGAAUGCAUUCAAGCAGCGGCUCAGCUGCGAACGUACAAAGCAACCAACGUCGCGUCGGGGGUGCACUGUAUACAAAUACGAGAAUGCUUGAAUGCUGUGGGCCAGAGAAGGAUGCGACAGUGUGGUGAUGAUAUAAUGUGUAUACACUCGCGAAACUCUAGAUGGUUGGGGGUCCAGUUCUUCGGUGGUGUAGCUCGGAUCGGCAAGACUCUGUUAUCCAGGCAUCGAUCUAGCGAUAUAGUAUACAUACCUCCUACCGAGCAAGAGUUCACAAUCACCACUAUCGCUGGAUCACCGGUCGAACCGGUGGCACCGCAGAUGAGCGGACUCUUGACAGUGGCUGGAUCGUGCCUAGUGCUCCCCUAUGCCACUACUUUGGGUUUGACAGCUGUGGUCAUUGAUGAUAUGUGGUCACAGUCGUUCACUGCUUGUCAUCUAGAGCGCCCGGCAGAUCGGAGUGUGCGUUGCAAGCCCAUACAGGCUGGAACAGGCUGGAUGAUUGCCUCUGGUACGGGAAGCAAAACCGUAUAUGAGUUUCGUACAGCGGUUCCGCUCCAGAAAGCGUGGCAGAGCCCACGUCAAGCGGAAGUGUGUGCCUUGCGCAGAGGGAUAGGAGGGGACACGCAGGCCAGCCUCUUCCGGCUUGGGCGGCGCGUUAAACGGGGAAUGAGCGGGCCUUCGCAACGCGGCGAGAAUAUGGGCUCACAGGCGGGACAGGAGGGACAGAAGAGUGAAAGAAGUGGUCUGGCCCUGUCCUGA